Condylostylus longicornis is the source of this 889-nucleotide messenger RNA. It is a transcript of the gene dpr4, whose product is annotated as protein amalgam. The record is from RefSeq and is a predicted model, not a curated record. NCBI's taxonomy places the organism in Eukaryota, Metazoa, Arthropoda, Insecta, Diptera, Dolichopodidae. Bases 1 to 879 code for a protein of 292 amino acids. The transcript is spliced from 5 exons. Gene Ontology annotation, biological process: synapse organization. Gene Ontology annotation, cellular component: neuron projection membrane.
AUGGGAUAUUUGGGUAAUAAGAGCACUAAUAAUGCAGAAUCACAAACACAUUGCGGUGACGUGCCACAACAUUUUUGGGAUACACCAUAUUCACAGCCAUAUUUUGAUAACUCAACAAGAAGAGAUGUCACAGCAACGGUUGGACAAGCAGCUUUAUUACAUUGUCGUGUUAGAAAUUUAGGUGAUAGAGCGGUUUCAUGGAUUCGUAAAAGAGAUCUUCAUAUAUUAACGGUCGGUAUUCUAACAUAUACAAAUGACCAAAGAUUUCAAUCUUUACAUACUGAAGGAUCAGAUGAAUGGACAUUAAAGAUAUCAUCCCCACAGCCACGUGAUUCUGGUACAUAUGAAUGUCAAGUUUCAACCGAACCUAAAAUAAGUCAAGGAUUUCGGCUAAAUGUUGUUGUUUCAAAAGCAAAAAUUCUUGGUAAUUCAGAACUUUUUAUUAAAAGUGGCAGCGAUAUAAAUUUAACAUGCCAAGCAAUGCAAUCACCAAUUCCACCAUCAUUUAUAUAUUGGUAUAAAGGUAAACGUGUAAUGAAUUAUUCUCAAAGGGGUGGUAUCAAUGUCAUUACAGAACGUUCAACUAGAACAAGUAAAUUAUUAAUUGCAAAAGCAACCGUUUCUGAUUCAGGAAAUUAUACAUGUUCUCCAAGUAGUUCAGAUUCAGCCAGUGUUGUGGUUCAUGUUAUAAAUGGAGAACAGCCAGCCGCAAUGCAGCAUGGUAAUAGUAGUGCUAACAGUAUUCUUCUAUCAUUGUAUUCAUCAACAAGAACAUCUAGAGCAACCAGCCAUUUACAAAAUUUAAUGGCAAGACUGAAAUCAUAUUGGUCCUUGUUAAAUGUUUUAUUAUUAAUAGCAACAACAACAUCAAUUAGAUGAUUACAAAAUA